This is a messenger RNA of Scomber japonicus (chub mackerel), 4335 nucleotides long. RefSeq names its product WD repeat-containing protein 37-like. The transcript is spliced from 14 exons. The coding region runs from base 506 to 2008 and encodes 500 amino acids. Gene Ontology annotation, molecular function: protein binding. NCBI's taxonomy places the organism in Eukaryota, Metazoa, Chordata, Actinopteri, Scombriformes, Scombridae. The record is from RefSeq and is a predicted model, not a curated record. Gene Ontology annotation, cellular component: preribosome, large subunit precursor.
UACUUAAACAAGUGACUAGCAGUUAUAGCUGUCAAAUGAAUGAAGUGCAAGAAGUUGAAUAUUUCUCUGUCAAUUUAGAAAUACUCAAAGUUCAAGUACCUGAGCAAAGGUGCUUAGCUUCCUCUGCAGGUACACAGGUGAUGCAACUAUUACCUAGUGGACAUUAGUUAGUAUGGUUAUUAUUCCCUCGCAGUAAAAUCCACUUCGUGUUUUACUCUCUACACUGGUCGUCAACACGCCAUCGGACCACUUCCCCGUACGGCCCGCACGGCCGCACCACCCAGGCCUCUUCAACACUGGAUAUAAGCAUGCACUGUCUGCCACACACACAACCUACAGAGAAACCGAAAACACCUUGAGUUACUUACCUGUGUCAGGCAGGUGGAGUUAACCAGGCAACCUAACCCACCCACCCACCAGCCAACCAAGGAGAGCCUGGCCUUUGUUUACCUGUUUCUCAGGUGGGAAUUGAGAAGGGGGCAGGGCCACCCGGGAGGUAGGAGGGAUGCCCGUAGAGGGCGGAAGCAGCAGCGGCUCUGCUUCGGCUGCCCGUCACCCCAAGCAGAAGCGCAAGGCCCACAGUUUGUCUAUCAGGCGCACCAACAGCACAGAGGAGAGGCCACCGGGCAUCCUAAGAGGAGACAUGCUGGAGGGACAGGACUCCAAGCUGCCCAUCUCCUUACGGAAUAAUCUUCUUGACCUUUUUGGCCAAAUUGAACGCGAGUUUGAAAACCUCUACAUUGAAAACAUUGAAUUGCGCCGGGAAAUUGACUCCCUGAAUGAGCGUCUGACCGGAGAUGGACAGACUAUUGAAGGAGGAGACCCCACCAAGGGCGCUCUGAAGACAAAAGCCAGCCACAGCACCAGCCAACUGUCACAGAAGCUGAAGACAACCUACAAAGCCUCUACCAGCAAGAUCGUGUCUAGUUUCAAAGCCACCGCAGGUUCCCGGGCUUUGUGCCAGCUGUUGAAGGAGUAUGUGGGCCACCGGGACGGGAUCUGGGACCUCAGUGUCACCCGGACUCAGCCGGUGGUCCUGGGAACCGCAUCUGCAGACCACUCAGCUCUACUGUGGAGUAUAGAGACUGGCAAAUGUCUGCUGAGGUAUGCCGGCCACGCAGGAUCAGUCAACUCCAUCAAGUUCCACCCCACAGAGCAGAUGGCCCUCACAGCCUCCGGGGACCAGACAGCUCACAUCUGGCGCUACAUGGUGCAGCUACCUGCCCCACAGCCACCACCAGAUGUCAGUGCUCCGUGCGAUGAUGACCAGGACUCGUCAGACAGAGAAGAAGGCGAGGUUGACGGCGAGGGACCUUGCGAGGUCCCCACCGUCCGGCUCGCCACGGCAACCCUGAAGAGCCACCAGGGUGUAGUCAUCGCGGCCGACUGGUUGGUGGGCGGCCGGCAAGUGGUGACAGCUUCCUGGGAUCGUGCCGCCAACCUGUACGAGUUGGAGACGUCUGAGCUGGUCCACACACUAACUGGUCAUGACCAGGAGCUGACUCACUGCUGCACCCACCCCACCCAGCGUCUGGUGGUCACCUCAUCCAGAGACACUACCUUCAGACUGUGGGACUUCAGAGACCCGUCCAUCCACUCCGUCAACGUCUUCCAGGGACACACUGACACGGUGACGUCGGCGGUGUUCACAGUGGGCGACAACGUGGUUUCAGGGAGUGAUGACCGCACCGUCAAGGUGUGGGAUUUAAAGAACAUGAGGUCGCCUAUAGCAACCAUCCGCACUGACUCAGCUGUUAACAGGAUAAGCGUGUCUGCCAACCAGAGGAUCAUCGCUCUGCCGCACGACAAUCGGCAAGUUCGACUGUUCGACAUGAGCGGAGUGAGGCUGGCCAGGCUUCCACGCAGCAACAGAAUGGGUCACAGGCGCAUGGUGUGCUGCACGGCGUGGAACGAAGAGAACCAGUCAUGCAACCUGUUCACGUGCGGGUUCGACCGGCAGGCCAUCGGCUGGAACAUCAACAUCCCUGCUCUGCUGCAGGAGAAGUGACACACACACACGGUUCCUCAGUAAAAGAAGGAGACCCAUCAGAAUCCCUCCAUGUAUAUACAGUACGAUACACACAGACACUGUAACCUCCGCGGCCUCGCACACGCUCGAGCGUUUCAAGUGUUUACCCCCUCCCCCCCGUCAAGCAUUUAAGUCGUAAUCUAUUUCACAGCUUUCAAGCAACUGAGAAGAAAUGAUCAGCAUUAGUGUUGCUUUUGAGAAUGCAGCUAACGUUGAUUGAUGGUAUAUUCCCCAGAUUAAUUUAUUAUGAGAAACUAUGAUGAGUGUGUGCGAGGCCACAGAGCUCACCCUUCUGUAUUUGAACCUCUCACAUAUUUAGCAUGGAUUGUGAAAUCGUGACACGACUAGGCUGACCCAUUCAUUCCUAGCCUCUCUAUGUUAAUAUCCUGAAUACAUAUAUAUAUAUAUAUUUGACUCAGUCAUAGGCUGCUGUUGUUUUAGUUACUGCUGAACGGUUGGUCCUGCAUGUAGAUCAACUCUGUGCGCGUAUGUUACUUGUAAAGCUGUAAGAGAACAAUUAUAAGGCCAGGAAAAGUGUGUAGAAUACGAUAGAAGAAGUUGUGUACAUAUUACAUCGUGGCCUGAUGAUGAAGUGACCUGUGUGGCAGGUCGUCGCUAACGUUAACUGACUUUGUGUCUUACGCUCGUCCGCCUUCUCCAGUGGCGGAGCUCGCCGGAUGGUUCUCGGAAACGUUUUCAUAUUUUUUUUCGUCAAACUCACAAUAUUCCUCACCAUGCAACAAAAACAUAUCAUUUUUUCAGGCCUGUCUGAUCCGCCGCGCAGCUCGCAGGCUGCCAGCUCGAUCGUCUCGCUACGAACGUUCAGUUGUCUUAAAAUAUUUGAAACUGAAACGAGAUUGGAGUCCUCGCCUGUCACGUUUUGAUGCUUUUGAAUUCACCUCCAGCCUCCUUUUUUUUGUUAUAUUUCACACUCAUACUGUAACUCUGCCUUGUUCCAUGUUUACAGGUUUCUUUUUUUUUCUUUUCUUUUUUUAAGUAUUCUGCCUUUCUGUCAGGAUGCUAAGUGUCAAGCGCAAUAGCAAUAACGGGAAAACGACUGCACGUCUGUUGUACACAAAUCCUGUGAAUGAGGUUUGUGAGUUGGUUGUGUUCAACAUAAUCAUGAUCUAGUAUUCCCCGUCUGUUGCUGGUGUAGGUGUCGCUACUUUUAGCCAUAAUCUGCCCCCCCUCCCCGCUCCCAUAUUUCCUCACUGUCAGCAAAAUACACAGCUAUCCUCUCCAGCUCAUUGCCAACUUAAAGCCUUGUGUUACUGUAAUGUGUCAUCCUCAAGUGAACUUGUCAGUUACUGGUCAUUUCUGUGCUUCGGUAACAGCCUGUCAAUAUGACGUUAUGGUGUUUACACUUUGCUUUGAACCUUUUUAGCCUUGUACGAACCUCUCGCACCUUUUAUCCAAAUACAGAAGCAAUAACAUAGCUCCUCCGUGUUUCUGGAGCUGUCAGUGAAGCUCAUUUCUUUCCUGGAAAUCAGUGAAUACGACUUUAAAAAAAUACUCAAGUUAAAACCAGAAUUGGGCUUCACCAGAUUCCGAGAAACGUCUUGUUACAGUUGUGCAAUAUCCCAAACAUGAAGUCAUGCUGUCGUUUUUUGAUCAUCAGAUGUUAAAUGUUUAACUUAUUUCAGUGCUGUAAAUCCCAUAUGUACUUGUGUGACUGGUGUAGAUGUAGCUCAGUGUUCGUAGGUAUGCAUAACUCACCCAAAAGUUGGCUUCAAACUCCACUUAACUGCUGUUUCUAGCAACUAUAAGAGUCAGAACGGCCUUUUUUUUUUUUUUUUUUUUUUUUUUUUUGGAAGUAGCAUGAACCUUAAAAAAUGUAAUUAAACGUAUUGAAAUGCCUUACCAUUGCAUUGAAUAUGGUGCAUUAGCCUUAUCAAUCUGAGCAUCGACGCACUGUCCCAAAUGCUUGUUAAAUAACUAAUUGUGUUCCCCUGCACAGUGCUGAUAGGAUUUUUACUCCCGUUUCAUUCAGGGAACUCAAUCUCACACCCACUGGUAUCAAUGUCAUUUUAAUCUGCUGGUAGAAAGGUAGAAAGUCCGAUUUGUGCCCCACAUAUGAAUUCUAACUCGGAGGAAAUAUGAUUUUUGGAUUGAUACAUUAAAUUAUUGGGUGCCAGAUUGGAGGGCUAAAAAAAGAAAGAAAUAAAAAAAAAAAAGUGGAUAGACUUCGCUUCAAUUGUGGCGAAUCAUAUUCACCUCCAACUUCAUUAUGGGUUCUACUUUGCAUAUUCUAUUGUGACGGGUACGUGCUCUCUGACACUUUCCAAUAAAACGUGUGAUUUCCUUUU